Messenger RNA from Paramecium pentaurelia, 510 nucleotides. Lineage: Eukaryota; Ciliophora; Oligohymenophorea; Peniculida; Parameciidae. The record is from the annotation of a GenBank genome assembly.
AUGAAAAUAAUUCUGCUGUGUGAAACCUGGCGUAAAUGGGAGGGAAGGCUCAUGUAUACAAAUCUAUAGUCUAGGCUUGAAAUUGGAAGGGGCUCUGAGAGAGUGAGCAUCUCCAGUCCUUUUGUACAGCUACAGAGCAGGCUUAAUCCUUUUGCUCUAGGGAAUGAAGUCAGGAGGAUCGUCAGUGCUUCGGUUCUAGAAACCUCCAUACUGUUUGUNAAGGGGCUGUCCCCUUCAAUGCCUGGUUCGAAUCGUAGCGUUCUACAACGUCCAGGGUUGAGAGAUGACCAUGAUGCUCAAGGAAAUCACGAGUAACUCAAGAGGGUAACCUUCUAAUUGCCUGGAGAUAACUUUAUGGCUCCUCCCCUCUAAAUCCCGGUCGAGGCCAGAUCCUCGGAGGAAGAUGUACAUUUACUAUUGACUAGAAAAAAAAAUGCAAAAUUAUUCAAAAUUAUUUAUGAAAAAUCAUCCUUUAUAUAUUGGUCUAAAAAUUAAUUCAACCCUAUUUGA